Molecule: messenger RNA, 1721 nt
Organism: Nicotiana tabacum (common tobacco)
Lineage: Eukaryota; Viridiplantae; Streptophyta; Magnoliopsida; Solanales; Solanaceae
Product: RHOMBOID-like protein 9, chloroplastic
Cellular component (GO): membrane
Molecular function (GO): serine-type endopeptidase activity
Source: RefSeq, a predicted model, not a curated record
UGUUAUAUACUUAAUUCUCUUCUUUUACUAAACACUCUCUUCUGUUACAGUAAAGGUAGAAUAGUAAAGUCUCUGUAUGUAACAUGGAAUUUUAUGUCGAGAUCAAGAAGGGGUUGUGUUUGCACGCUUUAAUGAUCUAAUGUUUGCUGUUAUACAUGAAUGAAAAAGUUUAUGUACAAGAAAGUUUGACAUUUUCUCAAUUCACAAAAAUAUAUCUAAGGUCACUAGUAAGAAUGACCAUGCAUUACUUUAAGGAACUAGUAUAAUGCUGAAAAAGAUAUAAUGGUGUUGACUACAGUAUUAUUGGGAAGAGUUCAUAGCAGGGGAUGCAUUCCACAGCUAGUUUUGCCUAAAAUAAGUCAUGUAUAUAAAGAGAAAAAAAGAAUGCACCUCUUUGUAUCCCGGCUUUCACAUAGCACUCAGAGAAGAAUAUUUUGGACAGUGAAAUCUGCACUGAACAAUCAGGAGAAGCAACUGAGAGCCUUAGAUUCUUACUUCCAAAAGCUCAAUAAUAGAACAGGAGCUUCCUCUUCGAAUGAGAUAGAAGAAAUAACUGGCAAAAAUCAUCAACUUAAAGCAGAGAAAUCACUGAAAUCUUUAAAUGAUUUUAGUGGAAAAGCCAAUGGAGGUGCAGAGUCAAAAUUGCAUGCUUUUUCGUCUUCUGAUGACGAAACAUUUGAAGAAGCAUCAUAUUUUUCCAUGAAAAUGAUCAACAGUGGUGGCAGGGCUAAGAAACUAAAACAGUACUUGAAGUUAAAAGCUAAGGACAUUGGCAGUUCAAACCAAGAAUCAUCUAGUUUUUACUUGAUAGGAAUACUGGCUUCUCUAAACAUUGCAGUUUUCCUCUUCGAGACAGCUAGUCCAGUCAGGAACUCUGAAAUAGGGAUGCUUUCACUUCCAAUGGUAUAUGGAGCAAAGAUAAAUCAUUUGAUCCUACUUGGCGAAUGGUGGAGACUUCUGACACCAAUGUUUCUGCACUCAGGAGUCCUUCACAUAGCCCUUGGUUGUUGGGUGCUUCUUAGUUUUGGGCCUCAAGUAUGCAAAGCAUAUGGUUCAUUUGCAUUUUUCCUGAUAUAUAUUCUUGGAGGUAUUUCUGGUAACCUAAUCAGCUUUCUUCACACCCCAGAGCCAACUGUUGGAGGAACUGGACCUGGUUUUGCUUUAAUAGGAGCUUGGCUCAUUUAUCAAGUUCGGAACAAAGACAUGAUAGGAAAAGAAGGCAUGAUUGAGAAGGCGAUGAUGGUCACUGCUUUCAGCUUUGUGCUUAGCAACUUUGGGCCUAUAGAUAACUGGGCACAUUUUGGAGCAGCUUUAAUGGGAAUAGCAUAUGGUUAUCUUACAUGUCCAACUCUUCAACUUGACAAUGCAGCUUCAGAAAGUGGACAAAAAGAAGGAAUCACAUUGUUUAAACAAUAUUCAGAUCCUUGUAAAUCUCUUCUUUGCUUCUCAGUCUUCAUUCUGCUGCUGGCUUCCUUGCUUUUGGUAAUAGAACCUCCUCUCAACUCAAUAGCUGAAGCUGCAGACAGGUUCUAAGCUGAAGCAGAGUGCUUAAAACCCCAAAUACCUUAUAAAUAGGCGUGUUGUAUAUAGUUUUUGAAUGUAAUGAGUCUUUUGCAAAUUCUAACUUAUCGUCUGUUCAAAUUUGGUUGCUCCAAAACAAGGAGUAACAACAUUGGCUCUAUUUAUAUAGGAAGAACCAAAAACCUAGGUUUAUGCUUUUA